This is a messenger RNA of Solanum dulcamara, 858 nucleotides long. RefSeq lists its product as uncharacterized. The record is from RefSeq and is a predicted model, not a curated record. NCBI's taxonomy places the organism in Eukaryota, Viridiplantae, Streptophyta, Magnoliopsida, Solanales, Solanaceae. The transcript has 2 exons. Bases 90 to 593 code for a protein of 167 amino acids.
GUUAUUGAUCUUACGGGAAUAUCACAAGAGCUUGCCUACUUGGCGAGCGAUGCUGACCUUAUCAUUCUGGAAGGCAUGGAUCACUCACCAUGAGCUCUCUUCUUCAAAGUUUUCAGAGCAAGGAAGCUCUGCCCAUGUCGCAACCUACAGGAGGAGAAGGACUUGGCGUGCGCAAAAGGCUGUCUUCUCUAUCCCUCAGGAUGAACAUGCGCACAAGGUCUGCUUGUCAACAACCCAUUCUCUCAUUCUACUCCACCACCUCCUCCUCAUGGGCAUUUCGCCGAUCCAAAUCCUUAUCCUCUUUAUCGGCAGGAAUGGGAGAGUACGCUGGCAAUUCCAUUAGGAAAUGGUGGGACUGGGGAUUGGGCUGGAUCAUGUCCAAGAAGCCCACCUUCGCCAACGAUCUGGAAAUGAAUGAAGAGGAGAAAGCCGUAUUGGGAUGCAACAGCAAGUGUAGCUGGAGGCACGUAUUUUACAAAGUAAGGUCGGAGCUGCGAAGGUUCGUCGGCUCUGGGAACAAUGUGGGUCUACCUCAAACCUGCCGCUAUGACUCCUUCAACUACUCCAAGGACAACUUAAUCAGCAACAACUGAUGGAUUGCUACUACACUAGGCUCCUUUUGUCAUUGAGUGGUUGCCAAAUAAUUACUUACUUCAGUACUAGAUCGAGAGUUAAAAUGUCCAGCCACACUAGUUUGCAGCGAGUACGUACGUAAAUGUAUAAAGUGAAUUAUUUCACAGCUGUCCUGGAGGCAUUCAGCCAGCUUUUUUUUUCCCUCCUGUAAUUCUUUUCACCAUUCUCGUAUCAUAUUAUGUACUUUUCUCCGUUUGAUUUAUGCAUAAAAAUUACUUUGUUCCA